Molecule: messenger RNA, 608 nt
Organism: Oppia nitens
Lineage: Eukaryota; Metazoa; Arthropoda; Arachnida; Sarcoptiformes; Oppiidae
Exons: 2
Coding region: 61-588 (175 amino acids)
Source: RefSeq, a predicted model, not a curated record
UAUUAUUUUAACAAUCUCUCAGUUACUUUAUUUUAGCUGUCUCAAACAAUAAACAUUAAAAUGCAUGUUAAUGUAAAAAUAGUUUUCUCAAGUUUAUUGUUGUGUAUUAUUUUAAAUCAAAUAAACACAUUGUUUGUGGGUAUUGAAGAUAAUUCAAAUUUAUAUCAGCGAUAUCCGCAUACUCUAGCAUUUAGCUGUCAUUAUGAUCGGGAAAUCGAUGACAAUGUCAAAGAACUGUCCGUUUUAUUUAACAGCAAAAAAGUUUUCACAGCAAAAAAAGUGGAAGAAAAAUGGGAAUAUAAAGUUGACAAUUCAGCCGUCAAUAUUACAGGAAAUUAUGAUAUAAUAUAUGAUAAAUUAAAUGUUAAGAUAAUUAAUGUAAACAACAAAGCAUUUGGUGAAUACAAGUGUUCAGUUGGUUAUCAUUCGGGCGAAGAAAAAAAAGACUUAAUCCGGGAGUCGUCGGGAAAAGUUGAGGUCAGUAGACGUGAAACUGACGACGCCUUUACUGUUGAAGUGAUUAACAAUAUAUUUGACGAAAUUGGACGCAAAAGAACCGAUGAAAUCGAUAAAAUAGUUGAUAAUUAAAUUAUAGUUAUUUUAUUAUU